Molecule: messenger RNA, 1086 nt
Organism: Aspergillus affinis
Lineage: Eukaryota; Fungi; Ascomycota; Eurotiomycetes; Eurotiales; Aspergillaceae
Exons: 5
Coding region: 1-1086 (361 amino acids)
Biological process (GO): carbohydrate transport; transmembrane transport
Cellular component (GO): membrane
Molecular function (GO): carbohydrate:proton symporter activity
Source: RefSeq, a predicted model, not a curated record
AUGGCGACGCCUUCAAGAAAAUCCGGCACCUCAUCUGAGCAUCUGGAAACUUUGCCUGGUGCUCAAAGUCUACCCAAUGCGUCUUGUUUACCGCAAGGACACAAUCCCCAGGAACAGCCAUGGAUUCAAUCUUACAAAGCUCGUUAUCCUCGCUGGCUUACUGGUAAUAAGUUGCUAUGGAUGGCUUCAAUAUUUGGAUCGCUCGGUGACGCUUUGUUUGGAUUUGACCAAGGAAUCAUGGCUGGACUCCUUGUCAAUUCGACCUGGGUGAAACAAUAUCUAUCCGACAGAGGAGGGGCCAAUGGGACCACGGAUGAUGUCAACGCUUCACUGACAGUUAUCAUUGUUUCAUAUCUUCAAAUCGCAGCGGCUAUCGCAGCCCUCUUUUCCGGAACCCUGGCAGACAAAUUAGGGCGAAAACGAUGUGUCAGAAUGGGAGAAUCUCUUAAUCUCGUAGCAGCUAUCAUACAGUGCUUGCCGCCUAAUCUGGCUGCAUUCAUCACCGGGAGAACCCUUCAAGGAUUUGCAGUCGGCAUGCUGUCGAUGACAAUGCCGAUUAUUCAAGCUGAGAUUGAUCGACCCCAUCGCCGUGGUCUCUUAGUCGGGAUUGAAUACAGCUUUCUGAUUUCUAGCUACAUGCUGUCAUGUUGGAUCAACUAUGCUGUUUAUUAUCCCAUCCCAAGCAACGAAUAUUUCCGAACUCCAUUCUGUGCCCAGAUGGGUCUCGCAACAGUUCUUGUUUUCAUGUCAUUUUUCCUUCCAGAAACACCUCGCUGGCUUGCGAGAUACGGAUUCUUGUCCGAAUGCAAGCAAACCUUGGCGGACCUUCAUGCGAAUGGUGAUACCACAGACCCGGAUAUCCAAAAUGUAAUCCUUGAGAUACAGCAGGCCGUCUUCUAUGAGGGUGGGCUUGGAAAGGUUCGUUGGUCGGAUAUGUUUGGUCGUUACCGUCACCAAACCGUGAUGGCAAUAUCGGCUCAAAUGUUCGCCCAGUUGAAUGGUAUCAACGUAAUUUCGUUUUACCUUCCAGGCACGUUGUCCAAGGCCGGUUAUACCACCGAUCAGCGAUCCUACGUGGGCGCAUAG